UUCUCAGUUGUGUUUGGAUCACGAACCAAAGCAGACGCAUCAGAGUUUAGCGAAAAAUCAAGUCGCCGGCUAAUUGAGUAAAUGGCAAUCUCCGCUUGGACGCUUCUGGUGGCGAUGAUCGCAUGGCGAUCUGGAGCGGAGGUCGAGGCACAGGUGCCGGGUCCGCGGACUCGAUACCAGCCCAAUUGGGCCAGCUUGGACCAGAGACCACUGCCCCAGUGGUAUGACGAGGCCAAGGUGGGCAUAUUCCUGCACUACGGCGUCUACUCGGUGCCCAGCUUCGGAUCCGAGUGGUUCUGGACUAACUGGAAAAAUCUCCGAAAUCCCGACUACAUCCGAUUCAUGCAACGCAAUUACAAGCCCGACUUUACUUAUCAGGAAUUCGCCGACCAAUUCACUGCCGAGCUAUUCAAUGCCACUCAGUGGGCGUUACUUUUCAGAGAUAGCGGAGCCAGAUACGUAGUGCUGACCAGCAAACAUCACGAUGGCUUCACGCUGUGGCCCUCGAAGAGCAGCUUUGGAUGGAAUUCCGUGGAUGUUGGACCCAAACGGGAUAUAAUCAAGGAACUUUCGGCCGCCGUUCGAAAGGAGUCCGAUCUGAAGUUCGGCCUAUACUAUUCCCUUUUCGAGUGGUUCAACCCGUUGUGGACCGACGACAAGUUGCAUCUGCUGAUGCAGCAGCAGUUUGUGGAGCGAAAAGUGCGUCCGGAGCAAAUGGAACUGGUGCAGCAGUAUCUGCCGGAGAUCAUUUGGUCCGAUGGCGAUUGGGAGGCUCCGGCCAAGUACUGGCGUUCCGAGGAGUUCAUCGCCUGGCUGUACAACGACAGUCCUGUGAGGGACACGGUGGUGACCAACGAUCGCUGGGGCUUCGGCACUGCCUGCAUGCACGGCGACUUCUACAACUGCGCCGAUCGCUUCAAUCCCGGGGUCCUGCAGGCUCACAAGUGGGAAAAUGCCUUCACCCUGGACCGCAAAAGCUGGGGCCAACGAUUCGAUGUCAGUUUGUCCGAUUUUAUGACCUCAAAGGAAGUCAUUAAAGAAAUCGUCACCACUGUCAGCUGCAAUGGCAAUGUUUUGAUAAAUGUGGGACCCACCAAGUUCGGCACUAUUUUGCCCAUUUUUGAGGAGCGUUUGAGGGACAUGGGUCGAUGGCUUAAGACCAAUGGCGAGGGAAUUUAUGGCAGUGUGCCAUGGAUUUACCAGAACGAUACUGUGACACCCAGUGUUUGGUAUACGCGACGGCAAAGCGCCUCCAAUGGCAACAUAACCAUAUACGCAUUUGUUCUGGACUAUCCGUACGACUCAAAUGAACUGGAUAUAUAUCCACUUGGCAAGGAAAUCAAUAUCUUCCGCAAUGUCAUGCUGACUGGCAUCGAUUUGGGCACCGGUGGCGAGAUCCUUAAUAAGCAAAGCACUCAGGUGGUUAUGUUGGGCAUGGAGGACACCAAAAUAAAGUGGACCUCGGCUCACAACAGAUUGCACAUUGAGUUUCCUCCUAAAAACCACAUCGAUAAGCGAGGACUGGACUUUGCCUGGACUUUUAAAAUAACUAUAACGUAGGACAGUCCAUAAAUAAGUUUGCUUAAUUUUGUAUAAUAUUAUAUAAUUAAUCAGGCAUAAAUAAUUUAAAAAUCUAAAAAACAUUAAAACAGAUAUAAUCAAUACAAUUUUGUUUAUAUCAAAUAUAUAUUAGUAAAUCUUUCGCAAACUAACAAAUAAUGAUUGACUUUAAGGCAAAACGAAAUCUAUUCAUUAAUUUUAAAGGAAUAAAAUAUUUUAUGAUUAUUUUUGCUAUAUAAUUAAACUAAAUGUGUAUUUUUUUUUUGACCAUUUGGAAACCCAACUUUAAUAUUAACUCAACUUUCGAAUCUAAAUAAAAAAACAAGAAUAUUUAGUUCUUCAUCCCAAAUCUUCUCAAAUAAACAAAUCCAAGUUCGGUUGUAUCAAACUAUCAAUCUUAAUGUAAGAAUGAAUAAAUCAAGGCUAAAUCAUGA
Molecule: messenger RNA, 1994 nt
Organism: Drosophila elegans
Lineage: Eukaryota; Metazoa; Arthropoda; Insecta; Diptera; Drosophilidae
Gene: Fuca
Product: putative alpha-L-fucosidase
Exons: 6
Coding region: 82-1560 (492 amino acids)
Biological process (GO): fucose metabolic process; glycoside catabolic process
Cellular component (GO): lysosome
Molecular function (GO): alpha-L-fucosidase activity
Source: RefSeq, a predicted model, not a curated record